UGAGUGAGUGAGUGCAGCACUGCAGCUGAAAGCAAAGCAGAAGCUUUUACCUUGCCAACCAUUGACUAGGCCUAUUGACUAUAUUGGAAAUUAGAUACUGAAGUAGCCGACUGUAUUUCAAAAAGUUUACUAUAAAGGAGGUUUGGAUACAGUUUGCUUCCCAAUAUUCCUACCAGCUUCAAUCAUGCACUCAGAUGAAAGAGUUGAGGAAGAGCUGGAGGCGCUUCAAGCAAUAUUAAUGGAUGAAAUACUCAUAAAAACAGAUGAUAGAGGUACAGCUGUAGCAGUAGAGACUACAGUUUACCCUUGGACAGCGUUGGACACACAACAACAGUAUGUUCGGGUAGAUCUCUCUGUAACAUUGCCAUCACGCUACCCUGAUGUCAGUCCGACUGUCACAUUGCGCAACCCACGGGGUCUUGACGACUCCGUACUCACUGCAAUUGAGGCCCAGAUAAGGGAAAAAUGUGAGGACUUCAUCAGUCAACCUGUCAUUUACGAGAUUAUAAAUCUGGUAAAGGAGCAGCUAACAACCAGUAACGUGCCAUGCUGCCAGUGCUGCAUCUGUUUGUACGGAUUCCGUCAGGGAGAUCACUUCACCAAGACCCCUUGUUAUCACUACUUCCACUCACACUGCCUAGCUAAACACCUCAGGAUAUCUCGGAGGAUCUUCAAUGAGGAGCAGGACAUGCUUCCAGCAUGGCAGCGAACAGACAGCUUCCAGGCUACGUGCCCUGUGUGUCGAGCCCCAGUGUCUUACGAUGUAGAGACACUAGACUCCGCUCCUCCCCCACUAGACGUGUUGCAGGCAGACAACUUCAAGCCUUCCCCUGAACUGCGUCGACUGCAACAACAGAUGGCAGCCUUGUAUGUGCGGCAGCAACAACGUGGUGGCAUCAUCCAACCAGACAACUCUGUCAUACUGCUAACUGUGAUAUCAGGGAGUAUUGGUUUGGAAAACGAAGCAUGCAUUGGGAAGAACACAUAGAAUACAUAAAUGGAGGACUCUGGUAACGCAGGGGACAACAGAUGACGCUUGUCACCGCUAUCCAAGAAAUACAUCGUCCUGAUAGAUCAGACCUGAUCAGACGCCUCAGGUGCAGUGGCCGUAUUCUAUUAUAAUAUCCAGCCCAGUACAUUACUAUUGUAUAUAAUUUCUUUUACAAUACUUUAUAUGUAGGCUUCAUGCUGACUCUUUGUGAUAGUUUUGUUAUACAUCUCAUUAGUUUGUUAAACUAAGUUUUUGGUAUUUUUAAGUUCUCCUGGGUUCCAAGAACCAUAACUGUUUAAACAGUAAAAUAAUAUUUCCUAUGGAAAAUUAUAACCAAGCAAUAUUUUAUUGUGCUUUAAAAGGGUUUUAUCUUUUAAAAUGUAUUCAAUCUUUUAUUUUUUGUAAACUUUCUCUUCUACUAUGUUGCACAAAUAUUAUAUAUUUUUAUACUUUGA
Macrosteles quadrilineatus (aster leafhopper) is the source of this 1446-nucleotide messenger RNA. Its product is annotated as E3 ubiquitin-protein ligase RNF25. Gene Ontology annotation, molecular function: protein binding; ubiquitin protein ligase activity. Gene Ontology annotation, cellular component: nucleus. Gene Ontology annotation, biological process: protein ubiquitination. Lineage: Eukaryota; Metazoa; Arthropoda; Insecta; Hemiptera; Cicadellidae. The record is from RefSeq and is a predicted model, not a curated record. Bases 185 to 988 code for a protein of 267 amino acids. The transcript is spliced from 7 exons.